AUGGGAGAAGUGAAUGUAACGUUUAAGGAACCGGUAUACAAGAUUCUUGACCGGAUCAAACACGAGCCAUAUUUUCGAUGGUCGAAUAAGAUAAGAAGGGACCCAUCCAGGAGGAAUCAGAAUCUGUACUGCACUUAUCACCGGGACAAGGGUCAUACUACCGAACAAUGCCGGGUAUUAAAGGAUCACCUUGGGCAAUUAGUCAAGGCUGGGCACUUAAAGGAUUUUGUGCUAGGCUCGGGAGACAGAGUCGUAGGACAAGAUAUUCGGCAAAGGGGGGACCCUCUCCCACCCCCUGUAGGGGUGAUUGAAGUAAUCCAUGUUGCCCCGGAGAGGCUCAUUGCAGGAAGGAGGAAAGAAGUGUUGACAGUAGUACCGGGGGAACCCUCUCCCACCCCCUGUAGGGGAAGGAGGAAAGGAGUGUUGACAGUAGUACCAGUAGAGGGUAACCUGGAUCUCCAGUCGCCGGGUAAGAAGAUGAAGUUUGCACGAGAGCCUAUCUCAUUCGACGAUGACAACUUGGAGGGGACGAUCCAACCAUAUUAUGACGCAUUAGUAGUCACGACCCGGAUAAGCGGCUUCUUAGUAAAAAGGGUGAUGAUAGACCAGGGAAGCGGGGCUGAUGUAAUGUACCCUGAUCUGUUCAAGGGACUCGGGCUAAGGAAGAAGGACUUGAUGAAGCACACUUCACCUUUGGUUGGGUUUGACGGCAAAGUGGUGAUUCUUGAGGGGAAAAUUUCUCUUCCCAUGAUUAUGGGAGGGAAAGAGGUGGCAGUGACAUUCACAAUAGAUGAAGCAAGCAUAAGCAAUGAGGAAAGAGUCCAAGUAUUGUUGUUUUUGAUUCAAAACAUGGAUGUUUUCGCUUGGAACCCUUAUGAAGUUCCCGGGGUUGAUCCUAGGUUUAUCAUCCACAAGCUUAACGUAGACCCCUCAUAUCCCCCGAAGAAGCAGAAGCCGAGAAGGUCGGCCAAAGACCAUGUUGAUGCGGUAAGACAGGAGGUAGAGAAGCUGAAGGAGGCAGAAGCAAUAAAGGAGACCUUUUUCCCUGAAUGGCUGGCAAAUACAGUGGUUGUCCGGAAGAAGAACGGAAAAUGGAGGAUUUGUGUGGAUUUCAUGGAUUUGAACCGAGCAUACCCAAAGGACCCGUUCCCCAUGCCAAAGAUUUAUCAAUUAGUGGACGCCACUUACGAGCACCCGAGGAUGAGUUUCCUGGAUGCUUUUCAAGGGUACCAUCAGGUUGCCCUGGCUGGUGAAGACCAGGAGAAAACGGCGUUCAUAUCCCCCAAUGCUAAUUAUCAUUACACCGUGAUGCCUUUUAGGCUAAAGAAUGCCGGGGCGACAUACCAGCGGAUGAUGACGAGGAUGUUUCGGGAUAAAAUUGGGCAUACGGUCGAAGUGUAUAUCGACAACAUGGUGGUAAAAAGCAACUGGGGGAUAGAGGUCAAUCCUGACCAGAUAGAGGCCGUGAAGCGUCUCCGGUCGCUGAGCAAUCCGAAAGAAGUACAAGUGUUGAUCGGGAUGCUCGCCGCUUUCAACCGGUUCAUCUCAAAAUUUUCAGAUCACUGCCGUCCAUUUUAUCAGCUUUUGAAGAAGUGGAAGGGAUUUUGGUGGGAUGAUGAAUGUAAAAAGGCUUUCCAGGACCUCAAGGAGUACUUAGUGCAAGCGCCGAUGUUGAGUGCACCAGAGCCCGGGGAGGAACUAUCAUGUACCUAUCCGACCAUGUUGAAAUUGCCUCAAUACUUUCAGGCUCAUACCGUAUAUGUGCUGACCAAACAUCCCCUACAGUCAUUAUUGAAGAGGUCUGAUCUCACGGGGCAAAUAGCUAAAUGGGGGACACAACUUGGGGCAUUCGAUGUGAGGUAUAAGCCGAGAAGUGCAGUAAAGGGGCAGGUAUUAGCUGAUUUUGUAGCAGAAUUCUCUCCUAAAGGGGAGAUGAUCUGUCAGUUGAAGCACCGCCCGUGGAAGGUAUAUGUGGAUGGGGCUUCUAGCGUUAGAGGGGCCGAAGCCGGGAUAGUCAUAAUUACCCCGGAGGGAAUUCUCUUGGAGCAUUCGUUCAGGUUGGGAUUUAACGACUCCAACAACGAGGCAGAGUAUGAAGCUUUGCUUGCCGGACUGAGGGCAGUUUCAAGAUUAGAAGCCCAAGAUGUAGAAGUUUAUUCGAAUUCAAGGCUCAUAGUUAACCAGGUGAUUCAAGUGGCCCGAGCACAGAACAGACAUGUCGACUUACUCGCCACUCUGGCAUCGUCAAUUGCCAAGGAUAUUCACCGACUUAUCAAAGUAGAACUCGUUCCCGAGCCCAGCAUUAAGGUGGCAGGAAAUGAGGGGGCUGCGAGAGUCGAAGUCACAGUAGUCGCAACACUUGGACCGGGCUGGAUGAACCCCAUCAUAAAUUUCUUAGCCGAUGACCGAAUUUCGAGCAAUGAGAAGGAGGCCAACAAGGUCCGCAGGGUAGCUGCCCGGUAUUGGUUGUCUAGAGACCAGAAACUCUAUCGUAGGUCGUUCGGAGGACCAUAUCUUUUGUGUUUACACCCGGAGAAAGUAGGCCAACACCUGACCGAGUUGCAUGAAGGGGUAUGCGGUAGCCAUGUAGGGGGACGGUCGUUGGCACACCGGGCAAUGACUCAGGGAUUCUGGUGGCCCCAGAUGCAGAAGGACGCCGUGGAAUACGUUCAGAAGUGUGAGCAGUUUCAAAAGCACGCCCCUCUGAUACACCAGCCUGCCAGACAUUUGAACCCGAUUAGCAGUCCUUGGCCCUUCGCACAAUGGGGGCUGGACAUACUCGGGCCUUUUCUCCAAGCAACAAGCAAUCGAAGAUUCGUGUUGGUAGCCGUUGAUUACUUCACCAAAUGGGCAGAGGCAGAGGCUCUGGCCAAUAUUGGGGACAUAGAUGUGAAGAAGUUCGUAUGGAAGAAUAUAAUCACCAGGUUCGGGGUCCGGGACUCCUUUAUAUCGGAUAACGGGCUGCAAUUUGACAGCCGAGAUUUUCACGAAUUUUGCAACAAUCUCGGUAUCAGGAACAUGUAUUCUACUCCGACGUAUUCCCAAGGCAACGGCCAGGUUGAGGCCAUGAACAAGGUAAUCGUGAACGGCUUGAAGCGAAGGCUGGAAGGAGCAAAGGGCAACUAG
This is a messenger RNA of Quercus lobata, 3126 nucleotides long. RefSeq lists its product as uncharacterized. Lineage: Eukaryota; Viridiplantae; Streptophyta; Magnoliopsida; Fagales; Fagaceae. The record is from RefSeq and is a predicted model, not a curated record. The transcript has 6 exons. Gene Ontology annotation, molecular function: RNA-DNA hybrid ribonuclease activity; nucleic acid binding. The coding region runs from base 1 to 3126 and encodes 1041 amino acids. Gene Ontology annotation, biological process: DNA integration.